AUGGCAGAAAAAGCGACCGGUUCGCCGGCGAGCUUCGUCGACCAAUCAGUAGUUCCAGGCGAUGUGGUUCUUGACCUCACCAGCAUGGCUAACCAGACCAUCAAGCUCGGCGGUGGUCUUCGCCAGGAUUGUGAUGCAAUAACUGCGAUGAAGGCUGGGACUUUGAAGUUUUCAAAGCCAAACAAAUAUUGGGUCGAAACCUCUCAGAAAAGGUAUGUGCCUUGUGCGGGGGACUCUGUUCUUGGAAUUGUGGCGGACUCUAAAGCAGAUAAUUUUCUGGUGGACAUCAAAGGACCUACAAUUGCAUUUUUGCCUGUGCUUGCUUUCGAAGGAGGAACCAGGAGAAACAUACCAAAGUUUGAGGUGGGUACAUUGCUUUAUGUCCGGGUAGUGAAGGCAAACCCUGGCAUGAAUCCUGAGUUAUCAUGCAUUGAUGCCAGUGGAAAAGCAGCAGAGUAUGGUCCCCUUAAGGGUGGCUACAUGUUUGAAUGUUCAACUGGCCUUCCAAGAAUGCUGCUGAGCUCACCAAGAUGUCCAGUUCUGGAGGCGCUUGGGAAGAAUAUUUCCUUUGAAACAGCAAUUGGUUUAAACGGCCGUGUUUGGGUCAAUGCUGGUUCACCAUCUACAGUGAUCGUUGUUGCUAAUGCAAUUAUGAAUGCAGAAUCUCUGAGUGGGGUGCAGCAGAGAAUUAUGCAUGACAAUUCAAGAAGUGCAAGCAUUGUAGCUGUCAAACUCGGCCUGUUACACAGAAGACGUUUUUUCAUGAAGGUUCAAUGUGACAGUACACUGCUGACUAGCGAUGUACAGCAUCAUGUGCCUGAAUUUGGGUCAGAGAACUAUACUAUAGAUGUUGAAAUCCGUACUUGGGUUCCACUAUAA
Messenger RNA from Prunus armeniaca (apricot), 879 nucleotides. The record is from the annotation of a GenBank genome assembly. Lineage: Eukaryota; Viridiplantae; Streptophyta; Magnoliopsida; Rosales; Rosaceae.